Paramuricea clavata is the source of this 2066-nucleotide messenger RNA. Lineage: Eukaryota; Metazoa; Cnidaria; Anthozoa; Malacalcyonacea; Plexauridae. The record is from the annotation of a GenBank genome assembly.
AUGCCUGCGAGGUUGUUAAUUCUUCUUGUAUUCGUGCUUGGCACAGUUUAUGCCGAGCCAUACAAGUGCAGAGGUGUUUAUAAUCCAUCAGAUUAUAUUGGAAAACUUCGAGUUCCAAACAACUGUGAUGUUAUUAAGCAACCAGACUGCCCAUCGUCUUGGAAGUCUGGAAUACCCGAAGGCAGCGAAACGUCUGUGCCAAUGAUUUACCAAAACUUUCUGAAUUGUCAUGAAGGUUGUACUUCCUGUGGAUACGUGCCGAUCGAUCCAAAAUCUGGCGAAGUCCUUGGGAAAAGUGGCGUUACGAUUGGUCGUGGUGUUGAUCUUGGAAGCAAGUCGAGGGCAUCUUUCACGUCAUUGUCAAGCAUAUUAGUUGACAAACUUGAACCUUACUUUGGUUUGAAACGAAAUCUCGCUGCCUGUGCUACGAUUGAACGUUCCUUGGGACUAACGCUGGAGGAAGCAAAUAUUUUAACUGAUGCUGUUACAAACGAUGUGGUUGAGAAAGUUUCAAAAAAAUAUGACAGCGAUAAAGAUGAGAAUGCGCUGGCGUUUGCAUCAGUUCCUCGCGGUAUUCGCACAGCCAUCGUCAGCGUUUGGUAUCAAUUUGGUCAUCAUUCGGCUUAUCCAAAGUUCUGGGGAUUUGUGACGAAAAAUGAUUGGGACAAUGCGAUAAAAGAACUGAGAUAUUUUUACAAGAAUCCCAACGAGCAGGCUAGAGGGGAUUUGAUCAGACGAAGCAACGAAGCGGACAUAAUUGAAGCAACUCUUUUGAGAUGCAACCGCUCUGUUGACGUUGUUCUCUUGAUAGACGAGUCUGGCAGUGUUGGAAGCAUAAACUUUCAAGAAAGCCUCGAUUUUGUAAAGAACAUGACAAAAGCGUUUCCCGAUGAGAAACUCAGCGGGAAAAACGGCACUAGAUUUGGUUUGUCCACAUUCAGUACCAGCUACAAAUCACAUUUCUAUUUAUCAAACUACACAAAGCAGUCAAGCUACCUUUCCGCAAUUAGUCGAGUUUCGUACGCCAGUGGAUCUACCUAUCUUGGUGAAGCUCUUGAAGAAAUCUUAACCGAUCAAUUCACCGAAGAACGAGGUCUGCGUCCAGAGGUAGAUGGCGUACCUCGUAUUUUGAUUGUUCUAACGGACGGCGAAGCGAACGACAAUGUUUCAAUUCCAGCAAAAAAUGUAAGAGAUGAAAACAUCGUUAUUUAUGCAAUUGGAAUCGGCGAGUAUAAUCUUGAACAACUUAAAGAGAUUGCUUCUUCUGAGUCACACGUUUACACGCUGUCUACUUUUACCGAACUUGAGAAAUUCAUUUCCAUGCUAACGGCGUCAUCAUGCUAUGAGCCUCGUCCUGUUUCUCUUAACGAGACCAUAAUAACAAAUGUAGCAAAGGACACGUAUCAGUAUUUCAGUUACAAAGUAAAGGAAUCUUCAAACCUCGAAAUCAGUGUAGCCGAUUUAUCUGGCAGCACGUUUGUUUACGUCUCUCGCACUAAUCCUCACCCUUCUAAGUACGACAAUGACAUUUCCUUCAACCUUUCACAACAAAAGAAGAAAAUCAUCGUCAUUCCAGCUCGGCCCAUACCAGAUACACGAAGAAAACGGUCAACCGACGUGGACGACGAGCGCACACGACAAAUCUAUGUCUCGGUAACUUCCGACACUGAAUCAGCUCAGUUCAAAAUUGAAGCCAAUGAAUGUAAUCCCUUGAACUGUACGGAGGGAACGAAUGAAAUACCCACAACUCAACCUCCUACCACUCACCUUUCUACAACUACUGGAACACCUUCUGCUACUGCAACAACUACUACUAAAAAACCUACUGCCACUGCAACACCUACUACCACAACGCUGAAAUCCUCAGCUCGUGUUGUUAUCGCUACAAAGUUCGUCGUGGUAUGUUUUGCGAUGUUGAUUACUCUUCUUGAAAUACAUGACAUUUGAAUAUUGUCUGGUUUGUUUCUGAAGAUAGAAACAAGCGAGGACCUUUCGUUAUUCCCAUAUUUCUUAGCUAUAAACAGUAUAUUAUUAAUGAUGAUUAUAGCAACAUGCUUUGCACUCUA